UCUCGGAUCUCUAAACACUCUACUUUCCCUUUUCAUUCUCCAUCUCACCACCCAUCGUCGAUUCCGACCAUUUUAUCUUCUCCGAUUCCCCCCUUUUACCCUCAAUUAGGGUUACGCUUCUCCGCUUUCCCGUAGCGUGUCCAAUUUGUUGUGCUUCUUCUGUUAUAGGAGCUGGAGAGGCUAGACUGUAGGAGCAUAGCAAAUUUUGAUCUCAAAGAUCAGGUCUUCUGAGGAAGAAGAAGAUCUGAGGCAUUCAUAAUGAGCGCUUCCAAAUUCAUCAAGUGCGUAACUGUGGGUGAUGGUGCGGUUGGCAAGACCUGCCUCCUGAUUUCAUACACCAGCAACACUUUCCCCACGGAUUAUGUCCCAACUGUAUUCGACAAUUUCAGUGCAAAUGUGGUUGUCAAUGGGAGUACUGUUAACCUCGGGUUGUGGGACACUGCUGGACAAGAGGAUUAUAACAGACUGAGACCUCUGAGUUACCGUGGAGCUGAUGUAUUCAUCUUGGCAUUUUCUCUCAUUAGUAAAGCCAGCUAUGAAAACGUUGCCAAAAAGUGGAUCCCCGAGUUGAAACAUUAUGCUCCUGGUGUGCCUAUAGUUCUUGUUGGUACUAAACUUGAUCUCCGGGAUGACAAACAGUUCUUUAUUGACCAUCCUGGUGCCGUGCCAAUCACCACUGCUCAGGGAGAGGAGCUUAGGAAAUCGAUUGGUGCACCUGCUUAUGUUGAGUGCAGUUCAAAAACACAAAUGAAUGUAAAAGCAGUAUUCGAUGCUGCCAUUAAAGUUGUGCUGGCACCGCCCAAGCAGAAGAAAAAGAAGGGCAAGGCUCAGAAGGCUUGCUCGAUAUUGUGAUUGGCUGAAGAUAUAUGACUUAAUACUAUUCUCUUUUCUACCCCUCAUUUCAUCUUGCCGCCUCUUCCUUUGUUUCAGAGGAUGGGGGGUGGUCGCACAUUUUAGGGAAACAAGUUUGCACAGUGAUGCUGCUUUUACUUUUAAUGCGUUGUAUUGUCUUAAUCCUUUCUAUUUUCUGGUUUCCACUAUACUGCAUAGGAUGUUCAACUCAUCCAUUUUACAUAUUGUAGAAUGUAAUAGUUGUAUUUAUUUAUAAUCUAUCCGAAACUUCUAUAUAUGUCUUUGCAAGUUGGAUUGCGACAGGGAUGAGAAAUGUGUUUAGGCAUUUAAAUGUAAAUGAAUCAACUCGUGGUGUCAUUAAUCGUCUAC
Cuscuta epithymum is the source of this 1221-nucleotide messenger RNA. The record is from the annotation of a GenBank genome assembly. NCBI's taxonomy places the organism in Eukaryota, Viridiplantae, Streptophyta, Magnoliopsida, Solanales, Convolvulaceae.